Messenger RNA from Paramecium sonneborni, 540 nucleotides. The record is from the annotation of a GenBank genome assembly. NCBI's taxonomy places the organism in Eukaryota, Ciliophora, Oligohymenophorea, Peniculida, Parameciidae.
GUAAAAAUGUAAAAUAAAGUUCGAUUGAUUGAAACAAAUAAUAGUCAGGGUAUGUUGUAGGUUCCAGAACAUUUAAUAGGUCAGGUCUCCAAAAUUUUAAAAGAUUAGUUUGGAUUUUAAAUAGAAGAGAGAGAAAGUGCCAAAAAAGAUUAAAGACAUUAAAUUUUUAAAAAAUAAUUGAACUUACUCCUUUCAUAGAUAAUGUGUAGCUUCAAAAAUUACUGCAAAAUUAAUUAAUAUAAUAACAUAAAAUAAGAGCUAGAAAAUAUAUAAUAGACAAAAUAAUUUUCUAAAAAGUUCAGUUUACACAACUUACAUCAAUUACUUUAUGAAAAUUAACUUCAUUUAGAGUUUAGAGACAAAUUCGAAUACUAUCUAAGUAGCGGCUUAGCAGAAAAAGAUCUUAAUGAAUGUAAAAAAAUAACAGAGGAUUUAAAAAAAUAAACAAAAAAAAUAAUAAGUUAACUUUUAUUAGAAGUUUUAAAAAAUAAUAAAAAUACAAGUAUUUUUAAGCAUCAGUUUAAUAGAAAAUGAAUAGCC